AUGCUACUUGCACCUGGGUCAUGGCUAUUACUAUACUUCGAGUUAAAUGUCCAGUACGAUUUCCAGGUCCCCCCUGACGUAAAGAAGGAACACAUCGAAUACAUCCAAGCAAAAUACGCGCUAGGUGACUCCCAACUUGAGAAGUCAGUUUUCAAAGUCGUCGCUGGCAUCCUUCUAGUAAAAGACCCGCCAGGGAAAGGUAAAACACGGCCAACAUUGGUCAUGCUCCGUAUCCUCGCAAGCCUGGAUAUCAAAGUCUUGGUCUGUGCCGGGUCCAACCAAGCUGUUGACACUCUUUUGCUCGCCUUCCACAAGGCUUUGAAAGGAGAUAAGAAGCUCAAGAAUUGGUGCGGAGACUACUACCGCUUCAGAACUGCCGGAUAUCAGAUGACCUCUCUGCGCCGUAUUAGCAAGGUGCAAUCAAAGCAGGACCACAACAAGGUCAAACCUUCGGCUAAUGAAGCCUUGACAGAUUGCGGCCUGAUAGAAGACCAGACGACCGAACUGAAGCGCUGCUAUGAGAAUAUCCUGAUCAGAGUGGUCGCUCAGAGCAGGGUAAUCACUGUCACGCCUAACACUUCCGGCGACGAGAACCUCAAUGCUUACUUCAAUCCAUACGCGUUACUAUGUGAUGAGACUGAUCAGUGCCUUGAAGGCGAGCACCUCUGCUUUACAAACUUCAUUCUUCUAAAAUUCUUCCUUCUUCAAUAUCUCUCCAGGGCUUGA
Molecule: messenger RNA, 726 nt
Organism: Penicillium manginii
Lineage: Eukaryota; Fungi; Ascomycota; Eurotiomycetes; Eurotiales; Aspergillaceae
Exons: 3
Coding region: 1-726 (241 amino acids)
Molecular function (GO): helicase activity
Source: RefSeq, a predicted model, not a curated record